AUGGCCGGCCAUUCACCACGACAUGCAGGCUUGGUACCUCGACCCAAGUUAACCACUACUUUAUGGGAAGAUGAAGGUACUAUUUGCUACCAGGUGGAUGCAAAUGGCAUUUGUGUUGCGCGACGUCAAGAUAACGACAUGAUCAACGGAACCAAACUCCUCAAUGUGGCGGGAAUGUCUCGCGGCAAACGUGAUGGUAUCCUGAAAAACGAAAAAGGACGCGUCGUCGUCAAAGUUGGCGCAAUGCAUCUUAAAGGUGUAUGGAUUACGUUCGACAGAGCCAAAGCACUUGCAAUACAAUAUAAGAUCCAAGAUAUCUUGUACCCUUUAUUUGUGGAUGAGCCAACCGUAUUUUUGUACACCCCAUUACAUAAUACGAUUGCUGGUAAUCGUAUGAAUGGGAUUUCAAGCACAUUUCGGCAACAACAAGGGACAUACCAGAGCCCUUUCCAUCCCGGUACACCCUGGGAACGAAAUAGCAGCACGAUGACAGACGUAAUGCCACCACCCAAUCCACAUCAAGAGCAUGGUAAGCUGCAAAACACAUGUCAUUUUCUAUUUGUACGCCUAUAA
Radiomyces spectabilis is the source of this 573-nucleotide messenger RNA. Its product is annotated as transcription regulator HTH, apses-type DNA-binding domain-containing protein. NCBI's taxonomy places the organism in Eukaryota, Fungi, Mucoromycota, Mucoromycetes, Mucorales, Radiomycetaceae. Gene Ontology annotation, cellular component: nucleus. The record is from RefSeq and is a predicted model, not a curated record. The transcript has 3 exons. Gene Ontology annotation, molecular function: DNA-binding transcription factor activity; sequence-specific DNA binding. Gene Ontology annotation, biological process: positive regulation of transcription by RNA polymerase II. Bases 1 to 573 code for a protein of 190 amino acids.